This is a messenger RNA of Fusarium tjaetaba, 984 nucleotides long. RefSeq names its product tatD-related DNase. Lineage: Eukaryota; Fungi; Ascomycota; Sordariomycetes; Hypocreales; Nectriaceae. Gene Ontology annotation, cellular component: cytosol. The record is from RefSeq and is a predicted model, not a curated record. The coding region runs from base 1 to 984 and encodes 327 amino acids. Gene Ontology annotation, molecular function: 3'-5'-DNA exonuclease activity. The transcript is spliced from 2 exons.
AUGUCUUCUAUUGAUCUGAGUGCUUUCCCCGCAGCAGCUCCUGCAGCUCCAUCCUCUGAGAUUCGCUACGCAGAUGUCGCUGUUACAGCUACCGCGAAAGAGUUCAAGGGUAUAUACCGCGAAGAUAAGCAAUACCACGAACCGGACUUUAUCAACACCCUAGACCGUGCCAAAGAUGCUGGCGUCAGUAAAGUUAUGCUGACGGGCAUGUCACUCGCCGACGUGUCUCACAACGAAAGUAUCGUCAAGCUUCGCCCCUCGCAGUGUUACUAUACAAUCGGCGUACAUCCAUAUCAUGCUUCCGAGCUUGACGCCGGUGGAAAGUCAUACCUUGAUGAACUGGAGCAGAAAGUCAACAGCGCACUUGCACAGGAUACGCCACAUAUCGCUGCCUUUGGUGAAUUAGGUCUUGACUAUGAUAGAGAGCAACACGCUUCGAAGGAUGUUCAGAAGAAAGCUUUCAAAGCGCAAUUGGACUUGUUUGUCAAGAAUAGCUGGGAUCUCCCACUGUUUUUACACUGCCGCAAUGCCUUUGACGAUUUCGUCGAGAUGAUUACACCAUACAUUGAGAAACUCCCGCGCGGGGGUUUAGUACACAGCUUCGUCGGGAGCACAAGCCAGAUGGAGAAGCUUGUAUCCUUAGGUCUAGGCAUCAGCGUCAACGGGUUCAGCUUCCAGAGCACAGAGAGUCUGGAGAUGGUAUCCAAGAUACCGCUCGACGCACUGCAGCUGGAGACGGAUGCGCCGUGGGGAGAAUUGAAGGGCGAUGUGGUGAAGCGGUACUGUGAGAAUGCGAGACCGUUGCCGGCGUCGAAGAAGAGGGAUAAGUGGGAUGCUAAGUGCUUGGUUAAGGAGAGGAAUGAGAGUUGUUAUAUGGAGCGUGUGGCGCUUGUUGUAGCGGGAUUGAAGGGUAUUGGUGUUGAUGAGGUUGCGGAAGCGGCGUGGAGGAACAGUGUGAGGAUGUUUGGACUUGGACGAAGAUAG